GCAACGGCGUCUACCCGAGCUGCGACCCGUAUGGUGCGGAGUUCUCUGAGACUUAUAUGCCAGAGCGUUACAAGCUUGCAGGUUUGGCCCUCGCUGGCAACUACAAGUUUGUACUGGAUGGAGUUCAGGCUGACCAGGACUAUGUUAGGACCCAAGCGGGCACUGUCUGCGCAAUGGCAAAUAUGGCGGAGAUCAUGGCCCGCAACACCAGGGUCCUGACUGAAUCUGACAUGCGUUUGUACAAAAUGUGCGCGCUUGCAAUGCGGUGCGGUUAUAUGAAGAUGGCCGUUUCCGCGCACUCAAAGCGCCAACUUCGUUGGAAACUUAGACCUAAGUGGCAUCAGCUUGCGUGUCACUUGGUGCCCCUGGCGCCGCUGAAUCCGAGAUAUUUUGCGAAUUACUUAGAUGAAGAUUAUGUGCGCAGAAUUAAGCAGUUGGCGGUGCGGCGCACUGCUGCGGGCAUGAGCUCCGAGGUUUGCCAGCGAUACUGCAUUCAAGUUUGCCUUCGCUGGGCCUCACUGUAUGGCAACGGAGUGCAGCUGUGA
Molecule: messenger RNA, 545 nt
Organism: Effrenium voratum
Lineage: Eukaryota; Dinophyceae; Suessiales; Symbiodiniaceae
Source: the annotation of a GenBank genome assembly